This is a messenger RNA of Cordyceps militaris CM01, 2277 nucleotides long. RefSeq lists its product as uncharacterized. The record is from RefSeq and is a predicted model, not a curated record. NCBI's taxonomy places the organism in Eukaryota, Fungi, Ascomycota, Sordariomycetes, Hypocreales, Cordycipitaceae. Bases 1 to 2277 code for a protein of 758 amino acids. The transcript has 3 exons.
AUGGACGACAACGCGACGAAACCAGGUGGAUUCUGGGGAGGCCUCUUGAGGAGAGGCAACGGCACUACAAAACUCAAGACCAAACAAGAUGCACGAAGGACAAGAGCUGUUGCAGCGCGACCACGCCGUCCACCACCAGAGAUGUCGGCCAUGGCCCAACCACGCCCACGCGAUGCCGAUGCGCGCCCGCGCCGACGACGGGUCGCCCGGUUCAGCGACGACAAUGACACAGACGCCGAAGCGUCCGGCCAGCAGUCCCCCCCGACGCCUCUUACCGACUGGCCACCCGCCGGCAUGGCACCCAAGCAAGAGCUGGCCCGCGACCAGGCCAUGGCUCUGAUUGCGCGCGGCGCGUCCUCCCACAAGGGCUACCGCCGCGCCGUGCCGCACGUGUCCAGCGACUUUUACGCCCUCUACGCAGCCUCGUCGGGAAACCGCGGCGAGGCCACGGACCGCGCCAACCUGCACGACGCCAUGGUGCAGCUCAUGACGCUGCGGCUAGCCGGGCCGGGCGAGAUUUCGUCGCCCUGGAGCACGCUGGAGCAGCCGAGCUGCGCGUACAUGUAUGGAGCCCGGCCGGGGACCAUUACGCUGAACCACUGGGCGUCCAUGGCGAGCGAGUUCCCGACGAGCAUCGCCCUCCGCGAUUCUGGCAUUACGCCGCGGGCACUCACCCUCGAGCAAGUGUUUGAACGGCUUCGGGAGUUGCAGAGUGCGCGUGAUGACCUUGACGAGAGUACCCUAUAUCGUACGUUGUAUAAAAGAAUCCUGCGCGAUCCGGAUCGUAUAUUGAACCCACGAAAAAGUUUGGAAAAGCAGAUUACUGAUCUCAUCGUGGCACUCUCGCGGCGGGAUUGGAUUGACUUGACAAACCCCAAAAAUCAAGUCGUGACACGCUUCAUAUUCGACCCGUUUCCCGAGGACCACGAAAAGUACCUAGCCUUCUUCCAUCAAUUACUACUCAGCAUGGAGCUGAAUGUGCGCAUACAUAACAAGCAGCACAGCGACUAUGCCAAAGACAAGCUGUUGCAGCAGAUUCCGCCCACGAUACGAUGGAACUUGGCACUGGCGAGGCGCUGGAGCGAUUACAUUCGAGUCGACAGCUAUGGACCAACCAUUGAUGAUAUCAAGCUUCGAUUCAAGCUCAGAAGGCGCCAAGUCAAGAUGCUGAAAAAAUUUGCGACUACCUUGAAAUGGCCCAAUCUCGGCGAGACCCUCGACACACUCAAAGAUUCGGAAGACGAGGUGGCUUCGGAUGCAGUGAGUUCUGACGCCUAUGCCUUUUUUAGCGGCCUUGUCCUCCCCGGCCCGACGUUUCCGUUCAUCAUUAUGAACACCCUCAUCGAUACGGACCCAGACGAGGCCACCGACGAGCUGGCGCUGCUCUCGCACAUGCAUCCAAAAUGCGGCUUCCAGUACCGUAAUAGCUACACGUACUGGACAACUACCUGCAUCGUGGGGAAGGUGCUCGCGCCGACGUGCCAGGCGCUGGCCGGCUGGGUCGGGCCGGCAUGUCCCACGGCAGAUCUUGGGCGGUCGCAAAUUGCGCGCAUCCGCGCCCGCAUGCCGAAACAAGUUAUGCAGCGCGAGGAUGUCGAAAGCAUGGGGGAGAGGUCCGACCCGCUGGGUCCACCGUCGGAAAUUUAUCCUGUCGACGAAUAUGUCCUGGUGACUCCGGCAGCCAGUCGAUGCGCUCCUCUCGACACAGCCCGCGUAGAGCUCCUAUCGUUGCGUGAAGUGCCGGCGCUGGAUCCGACACAGCCCCCGCCAGGGCCGAAGCUGUUUGACGCAGUGGUACAGGUUGCUGUGGAUGGCGUGUCGUGGCCGCUACGGCUGGCUUACGAUGUGUCCUUUGUAAAUGCCUGGCCAUGCUCGGAUGGGCCGCACCCACUGUUCUUUGACUACGUCUAUAAACUUAUUCCCGCUGACGAGAUCUUGGCCGUCAGAGACUGGGGUCGACUGUAUACGAAGGCGGGUAGCUUAAGGAGUGCACAAUCUACGCCGAUGCCGAUGGUACAAGGCGGCAAUGGCCUUAACGGAGGUGCUACGACGGAUAGUCUCCAGCAGCAGGAUGAUGAGGAAGUCCUCGUUGUCGAAGCAUUCGGCGUGCCGGACCACGAGGUCCUCGUCAGAGCGUGGUGCGCGCAUUGGGGCGUGAGCGCCAUGGUAGCUGACGCGAGCAAAACAUGCAUGGCCUGCGCAAUUCGUGAGUGCUACGCAGCUGCGCUGACGGUACUGAUACUGGUCGAUGACGCGAGCAAACCAAGCGAUGAGUGA